CAAAUUCAGAGUGUUAUUGACUAUUACUAGUCAACAAUUUUAAGAUUGUAAUAUAAUCCCAUGUUUGUAUGUAUUAUAUAAUUAUAAUACUUUAUAAAGUAAGUAUAAUGUUAAAAUGAAUUAUAGUCUUGCACACCAGUGAGAUUUAUUUUAUUGAAAUUCUUAAUCAGAAGAGAAGGAACCAAAAAGAAAGUAUUUUUGAUCUUUUAGUCCUGACAGUCCUCUUACCCACUACCACAAUAUUACAGGGGAGUAUAUUUCCUCAAGAUACUGCCGACACCACAUGCCAAGUAAUAUUUCCACCCUGUUGCAUAAAACACUUCUGUAUUACUAUUGCUAUGUAUGUUGUAUUACUAUGAAGAAACUAAAAUGAAAUUAUUACGUUACAGAGAAUCUGACCUGUGUCCUUUGUUACACGAAGAAGGCGUGGUACUUUCAGUCAAAACUGAUAACUGCUAACAAAAUCGUAGAAAAAUGGAAGACUAUCACGUUCAUCAAGGAAUGGCUGAGAAGAGUAUCCCAAAGAUGUUACAAAUUGCAGUACAAAGUACCCAUUACCAUGAGAGGAAAAUAAAUGUACUUGCCAUAAUAGGAAAAUGCAGCAAACAUAUGUAUGUUAAUUAAUAAUUCAACCCAAAAUAUGUCUUAACUAUAUGAAUCCAAGUUCUGUCAUAUUUUAAUAAAGAAUAUUUAUAUUUAGAGCUAUAACCAUGGAGAAAGAUGAAAAAUAAAUUAUGCAAAUACUUCAAAGACAUAUAAACCUUUUUUUGUUCCAGGGCAGAAACAUUGACUGACAAGCUGAAAUUUUUUUCUUUGAGCACAGUUAUUCCCAAUUUUAUUGUUUCAAGGCAUUCUGCACAUUUCUUUGAAGCAUAUGACAGCGAAACCUGUCCAAACAAGGACUGAGGUCUAUCCGCACUGUGGUUUUGCUCUUGGAUGGAUCAUUUUAAUUCUAUGACAUCACAACAGUACGUUUUUAUCUCCUGUAUAAAUCCUUGACUAUAGCAUCUCCAGACCAUGUGACAGGUGAAAAGGAACUGUUUGAUUUGAAGGAUGAACACAGAGGCUGAAUGGGAUUUUUAAAUUUUCUUUAAGCACAGGCUGUUGUUCUCCUUCUGAAUUAAAUCAACCAGUCUGGCAAGAAGCAAAUCAGUUGGACAAACAGAGGAUUUUAAACAUCUUGAGAUGGGCAAUGGAUCCAGUUCUGAGAGCAAGGAGUCGGCCAGGAGAUCCAGAGAACUGGAAAAGAAGCUCCAGGCAGAUGCAGAGAGGGAAGCCAGGACAGUCAAACUACUACUUUUGGGUGCUGGAGAGUCAGGAAAGAGCACUAUCGUAAAGCAAAUGAAGAUUAUCCAUAAAGAUGGUUUCACCUACCAGGAACGCAUGGAGUACAGAUCCGUCAUUUACAGUAAUGCAGUGCAGUCUAUCCUGUCUAUCAUGAAAGCAAUGACUAAGUUAGGAAUCAGUUAUGAAAACCCAGCUAGAAUUGAAGACGAAAGGAAGCUGUGUGCCAUGGCAACAGCUCUGGAGGAUGGCGACAUGUCUUCUGAAUUGGUUGAACUCAUCAAACAACUGUGGAGCGAUGGUGGGACUCAGGCCUGCUUCGCAAGGGCAGCGGAGUACCAGCUCAACGACUCGGCAGCCUAUUACCUCAACGAUUUGGAUAGGUUAUCAAUGCCGGACUACGUGCCUAGUGAGCAAGACGUUUUGCACUCCCGAGUGAAAACAACUGGGAUUAUAGAGACUCAGUUUUCUUUCAAGGAUUUGAAUUUCAGGAUGUUUGAUGUGGGUGGACAGCGAUCAGAGAGAAAAAAGUGGAUUCAUUGCUUUGAGGGAGUUACUUGCAUCAUAUUCUGUGCUGCACUCAGUGCCUAUGACAUGGUUCUGGUGGAAGAUAAAGAAGUGAACAGAAUGCAUGAAAGCCUUCAGUUGUUCAACAGCAUCUGCAACCACAAGUGCUUUGCAGCCACUUCCAUUGUGCUGUUUCUAAAUAAAAAAGACCUCUUUCAAGAGAAAAUAAAAAAAGUUCAUCUGAAUAUCUGCUUUCCUGAGUAUAAUGGAUUAAAUACAUUUGAAGAUGCUGGAAAUUAUAUCAAGAAACAAUUCCUAGACUUAAACAUAAGGAAAGAAGAUAAAGAGAUAUAUUCUCACUUGACAUGUGCCACAGACACCCAGAAUGUCAAGUUUGUAUUUGAUGCAGUCACAGACAUAAUAAUCAAAGAAAAUCUGAAAGACUGUGGGCUUUUCUAG
Messenger RNA from Falco peregrinus (peregrine falcon), 2250 nucleotides. RefSeq names its product G protein subunit alpha transducin 3 (gene GNAT3). Gene Ontology annotation, cellular component: photoreceptor inner segment; photoreceptor outer segment; heterotrimeric G-protein complex. The record is from RefSeq and is a predicted model, not a curated record. NCBI's taxonomy places the organism in Eukaryota, Metazoa, Chordata, Aves, Falconiformes, Falconidae. Gene Ontology annotation, molecular function: GTP binding; G-protein beta/gamma-subunit complex binding; GTPase activity. Gene Ontology annotation, biological process: sensory perception of sweet taste; adenylate cyclase-modulating G protein-coupled receptor signaling pathway; detection of chemical stimulus involved in sensory perception of bitter taste. The coding region runs from base 1186 to 2250 and encodes 354 amino acids. The transcript is spliced from 8 exons.